AUGGGCGGCCGACAAUCAUCGGUUGCCGAGGAAAGACCGCGCUCGAAUUCGGUGGACACCGCGCAGGUCUCGGCGCGACACACCGCGCAACGAAACGCGCUCAAUGCGUCCGAAUUCAUGCAGACGAUGCGAAACGCGCGAUUCUUGAGCUCGUCGUCAGAUUCGAACGGCUCCGAAGAUGACGCCGGACCAUCGUCAUCGUCACAGCAUGGAAGAUCAAGAAACAUGGGUUCCCAUUUGCGCGCCGGACGCCUUCACGGACACCAAAGUCGACGAUCGGUUCCUGUUUUUAUGAUGGAUAUGACGUGCCCGGUUUGCCAUAAAGUCGUCCCUUCCGACGACGCCGACAUCCAUUUAGUAAUGUGCCUUACUCGUCCCAAAAUUACCUAUAACGAUGAUGUAUUGAGAGAAGGAAAGGGCGAAUGCACUAUUUGCCUUGAAGAAAUGAAUGCGGGUGACAAAAUUGCACGACUUCCGUGCCUUUGCAUUUACCAUAAACAAUGUAUUGAUGACUGGUUCAAGAGGAAGAACUGCUGUCCUGAACACCCGGGUGAUGAAUAA
This is a messenger RNA of Caenorhabditis bovis, 561 nucleotides long. NCBI's taxonomy places the organism in Eukaryota, Metazoa, Nematoda, Chromadorea, Rhabditida, Rhabditidae. The record is from the annotation of a GenBank genome assembly.